Molecule: messenger RNA, 1195 nt
Organism: Limulus polyphemus (Atlantic horseshoe crab)
Lineage: Eukaryota; Metazoa; Arthropoda; Merostomata; Xiphosura; Limulidae
Gene: Non3
Product: ribosome production factor 2 homolog
Exons: 9
Coding region: 121-1083 (320 amino acids)
Biological process (GO): ribosomal large subunit assembly; maturation of LSU-rRNA from tricistronic rRNA transcript (SSU-rRNA, 5.8S rRNA, LSU-rRNA)
Cellular component (GO): nucleolus
Molecular function (GO): rRNA binding
Source: RefSeq, a predicted model, not a curated record
UCGUUGUUAGUGUUGCUAGAUUAAUAAACUAAUAGUAAUAUCUUACCAAAACUUAACUGGAUUGAAGUUAUUUAAAUUCAUAAUUUGAAAAGUUUUCAUUUAGAAUUUGAUUUUUUCACCAUGGGAGUUUUACAUAGAGUAAAAAAACCACAAACUCGUAAAGGAAAGCUUUAUUUAGAAAAUAAAGAACCCAAAGUUCAAGAAAAUGCAAAAACUGCAAUAUUUGUCAGAGGGUCCACUGCAAGUGAAGUAGUCUUGAAAGCCAUGAAAGAUUUUUGCUCACUGAAGAAACCACAUGGAGUUUUUUUCAACAGGAAAAAUGAAACAAGACCAUUUGAAGACCCAUUAUCAUUGGAGUUUUUCUCUAAGAAAAAUGAUGCAUCAUUAUUCAUGUUUGGGUCACACAACAAGAAGAGGCCACAUAAUCUCAUUAUUGGAAGGAUGUAUGACUAUCAUGUUUUGGAUAUGUUGGAGUUAGGAGUUGAAAGUUUCCAGCCUUUAGCUGAAUUUGAGGGUCCAAAAAUUCCUGUAGGAACCAAACCAGUCUUGUUGUUUGCAGGAGAAACUUUUGAAACUGAGCCAGAUUAUCAAAGACUGAAAAACUUAUUUUUAGAUUUUUUUCGAGGACAAGAGAUCAGCCGUGUUCGUUUGCAAGGCUUAGAACAUGUGAUAAUAUUCAUUGCUGUUGAAGACAUGAUUUACUGGCGUAAUUAUAGAAUAUUAAUGAAAAAAUCAGGUACAAAGAUCCCACGAAUUGAGCUUGUAGAAAUGGGACCUCGUAUGAAUCUUUCUGUUAGACGCACUAAACUUGCAUCAGAAGACAUGUUCAAGUUAGCAAAGAAACAACCGUCAGUUCUCAAGCCAAAGAAAAAGAAAAAUGUCAAACAAACUGCCUUAGGAUCCACAGUGGGAAGGAUUCAUAUGAAGAGACAAGAUUUCGGUAAACUUCAAACCAGAAAAAUUAAAAGUCUCAAGAAAACUAAACCUGAGCAGACAAAGUUUGGAAAGAAUUCCAAAAGUUUAGCACCAGUAUCUAAUUAUGCCAAAGAUGCUAAAUUUUCUAGAAUUCUUCAUGCAAGAUAAAUACUAUUGUUGUAAAUGUGUAAAAUUUAUGGUACUCUAUUCUUAACAAAUAGUAUAUAUGGUUGAAGCCAUCAAUAAAGGUUUUGAUGUAUAGUGUACUGACAUCCUAUUA